Pocillopora meandrina is the source of this 4362-nucleotide messenger RNA. The record is from the annotation of a GenBank genome assembly. NCBI's taxonomy places the organism in Eukaryota, Metazoa, Cnidaria, Anthozoa, Scleractinia, Pocilloporidae.
AUGGCUUCAGGUGGAGGAGACUCUAGUGAAAAUAAUCAGGAUAUUCCGCCUAACGAGGACGAAAGAACUGUAUUCCAAGAUACUGAAGGGAUUUUCAGACAUUUUAUGUUCCAACGCUAUCAGGAUGAGACACAAAGAGGAGAAGAACAUGGUGAAAUGGACAGUCCUUCGGCCAGCGCACGUCCAGACGCGCUGGAAGAAUUGCGUUCUUGCAAUGACAUCCAUCCAUUUUCACAGCAUGUACCAGUUAUCGGUAGACGCCUCGGAGAGAUAGGCGAUGAAAUAGAUGCUAAAUACAAAGAUCAAUUCAAGGAUAUGAUAGACUCAUUAAGCCUAACGCCAGCAACGGCCUACGAGACAUUUGCCGCAGUCGCUCGGAGGUUGUUUCGUACAGGUAUAAACUGGGGAAGAGUAGUUGCUCUUCUUUGCUUUGGCUACGAAAUUGCCGUGACUGUCAUACGCAGAGGUUUUAGUGGUAGUUUUCUACGUAGAAUCAUACGAUUUGUGGUGGAUUUUAUCUUCAAAGAGCGGAUCGCUCGCUGGAUCGCUCAGCAUGGAGGAUGGGUAAGAUUGAUUGUUAGAUUCACUGUAAAAUGUCGGUUACUCGAUAUUGAGGGAUGUAUGGAGCUAACUUAUGACUUUUGGUAAAAAGUCUAGAAUAAUCUCACCCUUCUCUCUGCUCGAUAUCCCCUUCAUUGUUUAUUUCUCAAUGGAUUGAGUUCGUUUAGAAAUAUCCGUAAUUCCUUGUUAUUUCUUAAUCUGCUUGUUUAAAUAAGACUCUUGUCGAUCGAUUGUUAGGGUGUAAAUGCACGCUAACAUGCGUGUAGUCGUUUGAUAAUAAUGUGUUGUGUACUUCAUUGAUCAGUGUGUAAACUUGUUUCAUUGUGUGUGCAGAUGAAUCAGAUUUUUCGAUUAUUUUUUUCGAUUUUCUUUUUGAUGCGUCUUUUAGUGACCGGCAUUGACUUUAAGCGAAAUUUUGACAGCUCAGAAAGUGCUCAUUAAUGCGCCGAUUUGAAACUUAGUACAUCCAUUUCAAGGAAAUUAUAUCAGGUAUCAGGUUAAAAGAAAGUUACUAAUGUUUGUGUAGGGUGACUUUUGAUGGAAAGGGGUUAAAAUGAAAGCUUCUUGAAAAUAUUGUUUCUAUAGAAAUAUUGCAUCAGCAAUGUGUGUUGCAUCAAUGGAAUGACUUGGAAAUAAUAACUAGGGAAAAAUGCGGAAAGUUUUUGAGGAAGGUGUUAAUUUCUGACUAGAAAUGGGAGACAAAAAAAUCUGAGUCCUGUAGAAGUCACCUACUAUAAAUAAUGUUUGCUUACAAACAAGUUUUCUGUAGUGCAGCAACAGAGCAUCAGACUGGGAAAUAAGAAGGUCUCAGUAAAGAGAGAUGUUUUGUCUUGUUGUGAGUGUUGACAAAGAAAAAAAUUCUCCAUGAGAAAAUUGAACCUCAAAUCUUUGGAUUCUUUGCACCAGUGCUCUAUUACUGAGCUGUGGAUACGUUAAGGUCAGCAAGGCCAUUACCAGGGUUUCUAAUUAUGAAGGUUUCAGGAUUGGAUCCUCCUGGAAUUCAAAUUGUUCAUGGUCCUAUGGUCAUGACAUGGGAAUAACAUUUUCCUAUUACAGCAACCAUAUGUAAAUUGCACUAGAUUUUGUUAUUGAUUGUACAGAGAAAGUGUUUGUUUUAGGUCAGAAUGAACUUUGUGUAAUCUUGAAUUUUCCUUUUUGCAGAGAGCUGUGAUGGAUUUUCGCCUGUCAGAACCCAGCUGGUACACAGUUGGUAUUGUGCUUUUGUUAGGAACCAUGGCUGUUUUCUUGGCCACUCGGAAAACAUGAUGUAAUUUCUAAAUAACAAUGAUAUUAUUUUUAUUUCUAAAAUUAUGCCAAAUAAUUUGUGUCUCUUAAUUUUCACUUAAAAUGAUUUAACAUCUGGAAUAGUCUGGUUAUAAGGGAGUCAAGAUUUUCAAACAGUUUUCUAUUUAUGUGAUUUUCAUACAAAGAAAGGUGGACUUAGAAGUUUCACAAACCUUUGUGGAUGAUUCAGCUGUGAAGAUGGAAGCAAUAAGAAGCAUCCUUCACAACUGUACAUGUCCUUAGCCACAUUUACUUGUAUUUUAGCAUCCUUAGGGACAUCAAAGUGCAAUUUCAAAAGGAGAGGAUGAAAAUGUAAUUGCCUGCUAAACUUCCUGCUACUAAGAAUAUUGUUUCUUUAUUGAAUGACUUUUUUUCAGUCAGUCUGAAAUCUCAGAAAGUUGUCAACAGAGCAGUGACAAAGCAAUCCAAUCUUGUCAUUGUAGCUGAGACAUGUGUUUCAGUUCCUUUUUACUCAUUGCUUUACUUGCUCCAGAACCUGGAGAUCAAUACUGAUGACAUGGGUGGUGAUUGGUUUUGGGGGCUUAAUAGACUGUUGAAAUGUCAUCCGUUAGCUCAUAAGAUGUGGGAUGAUGAGAAAUCUUUGACUGAAGUUUUUGUAAGUUGCUUCAAGUUGUAAUGUUAUUUGGUUCAUGAAAUACGACGUUUUGGAAAGAUGUUCUGUGAAACUGUUAUCAAUGUUCUUCAAUGUCCUUUGUAUCGAUAAUAAUACUAACUGUGGAGAUAAUAAUUGUGAGAAAAAACUUUGAUCACAGGGGUAGAAAAUUUUGAUAUUUGUGGAUUCUAUUGUAUCCCACACCCUCCUUGUGUAAUAACAAACAAUUUUUUGAGACAUGUUUAUAUUGAAGUGAUAUCCAAAAUUAAAGGGGGUGUGGGAGGGGGCUGAGACCUAUCUUUUAGCUUUGAUUCGAUGCAUAGUUUGGUAGUUACUGGUAAUCCAAGGUAGCUUGAUUUUUGUCAAGGUAACUGAGUUCAAUAGGCCUCUCAAAAACAGGAUUUUAUUUGAUAACAGCUUCUUGGGAUCAUCAGCACAAUCUUGAAUGGCUGAAUUGCAAAGGAAUACACUCAGAAAACUCAGAUCCUUAUAGGAAUUAAUUCUAACUUACCUUCUCCUUUGCUUUUUACCUCCCAUGCAUUGUAAAUAGGCCAAGCCAAAUGACAAUCUUUGCCCUUACUUUUGUGUAAAUAGUAUUUGCAUUCUCAAUUAGUAGCUCAAAGCUGAACCUUUAGAAGCAUCACUUGGUUUCUACAGGCUCUUGUUGUAGAAACCUGGGUUGCUUAGCUCAUUUCCAUAAAAGAAAAGUUAUACAUGUUGCUUUAAGACAAUAGUUGCCUUUGACAGCUGAGUCCUGCUAGACCACAAACUUGUGACUGUUUGCAUCCAUAAUUGAGAGCAGUAAAUUAAUCUUAGUUGGUUUCCAUUUCAAGAGUGGGCUACAUGAAGGCUAUAAUGUUCUUGGUAAUGUUCCCAAAAUGAUCUUGAAAGUUCAAACUAACAGUUGAAAUAAUCAAAGUGUUUCUUUGAUCACUUAAGGCUGAACUGAAAAUUAGUGUUUAUUGUCUGAUUUCUGAUUGAAUGUCCAAAACAAUCUUAACCAUGUGCUCACUUAACAGAAUUUUCACCAAAUUUUAGUACAAUAGAGAGCAAGGAAAAAAAAUCCUUAUUUUGGUAACAACAACAUCAUUCCAAAAUAAAGAACAAAAAGCUUAAUAACAUAAGAAAUUGUUUCUGGCCCAGUUUUUUGGGCUGAAACUACCCAAAAUUGUGUAAGUGACCUAGUCCUGUUCAGGCUUUCAGUAUUUUCCCUGAGUUUUUACUCUUCACCAUUUCUUGAAAGAAACCUGCCGGACAGUCGGACAGUGCUAAAUUCAAAUGAUAUCUAAGAUGUUGAUGAUUUCUGAAAUCACUGCCAGGGCUUUUGUUGAAAGAACAGACUGUUGACAACCUUAGUGCUUUUGCAUGAUCAUAUGAUUGAAUGAAAUAUGAAUUAUUUAUUGAAACUCUUGAUCAAAAUGUAAAUGUUACUGUCUUGAGUUAAUUAUAUUUGCACACUAGUGUGAGUAUCAGUUGAAAAUAAAUUUAAAUUUAGGGCCUCAUUCAUAUCUGUUUUGCACUUUUCUGAAAUUUCUGAACACACAAAUUGAGCAGAUUUUGUGGUAAUCUGGUGUGGAGACUUCCAUUGAAAACAAAGCAAAAAUCGAAAGCAAAAUCAGCAUCAGUUGUAAAGCUUAUUAUUCUUAAAUUAUGAUUUUCAACCCAAAACAAAUUGAAGUUUUAGAUUAUCAAUUUUAAUUUUCAGUGUGCAAUUCAGGGGUGCAAUUUGUUCUAUGAAUUGUUUUGUAUCUUGCAACUAUGUAAGGUUCAGAUUCACGUCUUUUUUUCAUGCAAUUUAUUUUUAUUUUUUCACUCCUUUCUUGCUUAUACUAAUAAAAAAAAAGUAAGAUUAGUUUGAGGAGCUCAAAGCUGGAAAAGUUAUUGCUGUAAUUACUAAAUAAAGC